CCCGUUCCCUAAUCUUUAGUAGUUUCUUUACUACAUACAAUUGUAGAUUUACCAAUUUUGUGACAGUAUGAAUCUCACUGCUCGCUCCCUUACCACCACGCCUGCGAGGAUAGGAAAUGAGCCGCGUCAGCUAGCACCAGUGGCCGUUCCCACUGGCCGAAGACAUUUUAAACUUGCAAAUCCAGCUUUUGUCGGCCCAGCGCGACCUUUAAGGGUUGUUCGCGCAAAUGGCGCCCAGGACAACAGCUAUUUGGAGACCCAGAAGAAGACAAACAACGAUGUCAACUCGGUGCGGGAGGAGGUGAAGGCCACCCUGGAGCGGCUCAUGUCGGGGCUGCAGGGGGCGCAGGCGGGCGGGGACGGCGCGGGCGGGGGGGCAGCAGCGGCGGGGGGCGGUGCCGCGGGUCGCGCUGCGGAGGUGGAGCGGCUGCGGACGAAGCUGCGCCAUGCCGUCGGCGCCAUGCAGGAGGGGCUGGUGGAGAGGGACGCAGAGGUGCGCCUGCUGCUGCUGGCCGCCAUGGCGGGCGAGCACAUCCUGCUGAUCGGGCCGCCCGGCACCGCCAAGUCCGAGGUGGGCCGCCGCCUCAACACGCUUAUAGACGGCACCUACUUUGAGCGCCUGCUCACGCGCUUCUCGGUGCCGGAGGAGCUGUUCGGGCCGCUGUCCAUGCGCGCCCUGGAAGAGGACCGCUACGUGCGCCAGGUGGACGGCUACCUGCCCACGGCUGAGGUGGCCUUCAUUGAUGAGAUCUUCAAGGCCAACUCCGCCAUCCUCAACACGCUGCUCACCCUGAUCAACGAGCGCCUCUUCGACAACGGCAACCUGCGGGUGCCCGUGCCGCUCAUUAGCAUGGUGGGCGCCUCCAACGAGCUGCCCGAGAGCGAGGAGCUGGAUGCCCUGUACGACCGCUUCCUCAUCCGCCGGCAAGUACGACAAGUCACACCCGCCGGCGUCGCACAGAUGCUGUCAUACUACUCCAGUGCCGCCGCCGUCACCGCCGCCACCCCCCCAUCCAACGACGGCCGCAGCUCCUCCCCCUCCUCCUCCCCCUCCUCCCCCUCCUCCUCCUUCUCCGAGAGGACGCGGGCCGCAGUGUCUGCGGACUUGCGGCUGACGCGGGGGGACAUCGUGCGGUGCAAGGCGGCGGCGGUGGCGGCGGUGCGGGUGCCGCCGGGGGUCAUACAGCUGGUGACGGACCUUCGCUCCUACCUGCAGGAGAAAAUCGAGCCGCCUGUGUAUGUGUCGGAUCGCCGCCUGGUCAAGUCCAUACAGCUGCUACAGGUGGCAGCCUACUGCAACGGCCGCGACAGUGUGUCGGAGUUCGACUGCCUGCUGCUGCAGCACGUGCUGUGGCAGCGGCCCGAGCAGGCGGACCGCAUACACGACUGGAUCAUCGGCCAGCUCAGCGUGGAUGACGGGGCCAAGCAGGUUCAGUACCUGCUGCAAGGCCUGUUCAGCCGCGCUUGCCGGAGCCUGGGGAACAUGGAGAAGGUGGCGGCAAUCCAGACCGAGGUUCAAGAGUUGGUCAAGGUGCUGGCGGACAAGUACCAACACGUGGCAUCCAGUCUGAGCGGCGGUUUCCCGGUUGUGCUGGACAACUUGUGGCUGGGCACCGAUGAAAGUGAGGCGGUGGCGACGGCGCUGCAGCCACGACUGGUCAAGACACGAGCGGCGGUGGAGCAGGUGCUGCUCGACGUGGUCACCCUGGAUGCCGCCCUCCGGCGGGGUGCAGACCCGGUGACGCUGGCCAACCUGAUGCCGCGCUACUGGGCGGACUUCAUCCGCAACUCCGACAUCACGGAGGUGAAGCCGCUGGGGACAACACCGCUGGCGGGAGCCGCCAGGAGGAUCUGAGCAGCUGUGGGGGUGCGCAGGUGCCGCCUGUGAGAGGUGUGG
Molecule: messenger RNA, 1897 nt
Organism: Astrephomene gubernaculifera
Lineage: Eukaryota; Viridiplantae; Chlorophyta; Chlorophyceae; Chlamydomonadales; Astrephomenaceae
Source: the annotation of a GenBank genome assembly